Aspergillus japonicus CBS 114.51 is the source of this 6292-nucleotide messenger RNA. It is a transcript of the gene pkhB, whose product is annotated as putative sensor histidine kinase/response regulator. Lineage: Eukaryota; Fungi; Ascomycota; Eurotiomycetes; Eurotiales; Aspergillaceae. The coding region runs from base 435 to 6173 and encodes 1912 amino acids. The transcript is spliced from 3 exons. The record is from RefSeq and is a predicted model, not a curated record. Gene Ontology annotation, biological process: phosphorelay signal transduction system; protein autophosphorylation. Gene Ontology annotation, molecular function: histidine phosphotransfer kinase activity; phosphorelay sensor kinase activity.
UAUCUCAGCUCCAAGAAACGCAUCUCGGACGUUUUUUCUGGGUCGCAGAAUCAAGCGCGCCCCCCCCCCCCCCCCCCCAACCCCUUCGACUGCCUUGAAUUUCGAGCCAAUCCACACCACCCCUUUUCUUUUCGCUCGUCGGGUUCUUCACCGUGUGCGCUAUAUACACCAUCCCGCUCCAAUAGUAUCCAAUACUCUCUUUUUGUCUUCCGACCGUUCGGAUCCUCGCUUCGAUUUGCUCGUUCGGUUUUCGCGUCGUCUGCAUCUUUUCACUAUUUUCACCAACUGCUCCCUCUUCAAUCUCCUCUCGCCUUAUCCACGAAAUCUGAUUGCGGACCGUUCUGUCCGAGAGAUGAGUGCCUCAGUUGGCUCCUGUGGAGUUGGAUUCGCCCAGGAGAAUUGAUUUGUGACCGGCGGUGGAGGGAGAAAUUAGGAUGGGCGAAGUUAACAGCAUGAAGACACCUCCGCUUCCAUCGCCGGCCGAGGCCCCUUCGCCUGUCGCCGCGCCCCAAUCCCAUUGUCGACCUUCCCUGCAGUCAACCAAUUCUAUUUCUGUCCAUGAUGUUCACUAUGCAAUUGAUGGAGAUGCGCCGUUGGAGAAAAGUACGUGGAAUGCUAACUCUCACUCUUCCUCUAUAUCGCACGAACAGACUGCGACCGCAUGCCACAUUCCGUCGCCUCCGAAAAAAGAAAGCCCUGAAGCGGGAAAAGGAACCCAGGAGGAUCAAGGGCGCAAUCUGCAGACCCUCAAGGAACUCCGGAGGCAGAUGGAAGAAUUACUGGUCUAUCAACAAAUGCAACAAUCCCAAAGCCAACCCUCCUCGGCUGCUCGAGAGAUCUCUGCAUCGCAAACCGAGGCCGCACCCCCGAGCACCACAGAGUCAACCAGGAAGCGACCCCUCAAUGUCUCGUUUGCGAAAACCCUCUCAACUGCGGGAGCAUUGCCCUCUGCAUCAUACUCCGACUCCACUGGUUCUGGUGGCACUAUUAGAGCCAUGGAUUCCAACACCUCUCCCGACAACCUCCCCGGCCCAACUCCCUCUUACCCUUUCCCGAGGAUGGAGUUGCAGUUUUCAACGAGAGCAGCACGGGACGCCGCAUUCAAUCACAAUGGUUUCAAAUUGACCCUGCCGGCAGAUAAGAUGAAGGCCCGAAUGGGGACCUCCGAUAUCCCGGACGAUCAGCUAUUUGCUGCUACACAUCCUCAAGGCGUUUUCCUACCCCCUCAUUAUAGGCCUGUACCGGAGGACCCCGCCUACCCCAGUCCCAACCUGUAUGAACUUACUCUGCAGUUGAACGCGGAUCCCGGGUUAGAUGCAUGGUGGGCGAACGUAGUCCAGAUUUUGCAGACGCACUACGGAGCAGAGAGAGCAUCUCUGGCCGUACCGGGAGAUGCGACAGACUUGGAGAAUGUUCCAUGGGGUCAGAAAGCGGUCUUCGACCCAGACGCCGUUCCUGCCGACGCGGAGGAUGUGCGAACGGACCGAGUGCCAAGUGAGGCCACCUCGAGCGGCAAUAACCCCGCAAAGGAGAGCAGCGAAGGACCAGGGAAGAAGAAAGGGCUUGUCGCAGAAGCCCUCUUGAAUGGGUCAAAAGCUGCUCAUUCGCCGAAGCGACCGUCCCUUCUGGCACGGCAUUCGUUCGCUGGCUUUGGAAAGGAACGGAAACACUCGGACUGGCGCGACCCGGAGUCUCAACGAGACGAAAGUAUCGAUUGUCCACCGAAAACAGAGAACAAGCAAGCAGAUGCCGAGAUUGAAACCCCAACCAAGGAACCGGUGUCAUCGUUUGGAUUGCCAAACUAUCGCCAAGCAGUUUUCCCCGUGCCCCGACCGCUGGAAGUCGAAUCCGACCCGCUAAUCAAGAGAACUGGGGUGGUGAAGCUCUUCGGGCGCACCGAUCCUGUUGUUUUGACAAGAGAGUAUUCAGAGGGGCCGGCUGAUCGUCCAGGUCAAGGAGAUCCCCUCGAAACCCCAGAAGACAAACCUCAGGCCACACCAAUUGUUGAACCAAAUUCCUCCAAUAAACCAGCUACAGCUCGAACGCGAGCGGUAUCCAAUCCUGGUCUGUUCAAGACUAGGGGGACCCCGUCUAUGGAAUUGUUUGAUGAGUAUGAACAGGUGCCACCGUCUCCUUGGUCUCAGUCCCCUGCGCCAUCGCCCGCGCCUCGCUCUCAUGCGGAGCAGAAUCCAUUUUUUGUCAGUCACGCCGUUGAUGAAAGCGCAUUCGCAAAGAAUCCUCCCCCUCAUGAUUAUUCGAAUUUGGGACCACUAGAAGCCAUUGGCGUUGACCUGGCCAAGUCGGUGGUUCACAUUCCUCUUCUGCAUGUCGGUCGCGCCAAGGACCCUUCGCCAUCCACCUUACGAUUCCCGGUCGCCGUGAUCUCCAUACUGUCUCCCAUUAUCCCUUACCCCACGAAUUUGCGAAGAUCGUUAUCAUAUCUCAUGCCUCACCUCACCACUUCAUUUUGUCUCGCGCAACACUACAGCCAGCUUGAGCGUCAGGUCACUUCGCGGCUUGAGGCUCCUCGCUAUGGCCAGCUCCUGGGACUCGGCGGAACCUUCUCUGAUGAAAGCAGCGAGCUGGAACUGGUCGCAGGUCUCAGCGGCCAUGUGAGCUAUACGAUAGCGGACGAUGGCUCUUUGUCAGCUCGAGCUAGUAUCUCAAGUCCAGAAGAAAGGUCGAGUUCUACCAAGCUCAGCCCAUCGCUAUCUAAUCUUGGAACACCUGGAGUCGAUCUCGGUCUUGUUGCGUCAGGAGGCAGCAAUUUCUGCGAAUCGCCUGGGGCGGUGCAUAAAACAGGGACCGAUAAUCCCGAUGGCUACUUCAACGUGCACCAGUCAAAAAGUUUUCGGGACGCCAUCACUCAGCAUCGGAACAGAUUGACUAAGAUGAGACAGAACAUGGCGUCAUCAACCCCCACGUCACCCGGGAGAAUUGUAAGUAAGUCUGCCGAGGAAGAUGCCACACCGCAAGACCAAAGUCCGGGGGUUGUAUCUCCUCUCCAGGAUGUGAAAGGACCCCAGGUUAUAUCACCAACGCAGACUGCCUCCCGCCAUCCCUCGACGAAUUCCUUCUACGCCCAGCUGCAACGCGAACUACCCCGUCCAUUCUCCGACACAGUGGCGCAACUCAUGCUGAACUCGGUACCCUUACAUCUUUUCCUUGCGAAACCUCAGAGUGGAGAGGUAAUAUGGACCAACUCGAAAUUUGAUGCCUACCGAAGGAGUCAACCUCAAGAGCAGAGAUUGCGGGACGUUUGGCAGAAUAUUCAUAGCAGCGAAAGAGAGCACAUGUCUCAGGAAUGGGCGAACGCAUUACGUACAGGGUCACAAUUUACGGAACGUGUCCGGGUCAAACGCUUUAAUGACGAGUCGGCAUAUCGAUGGUUCAUCUUCCGGGCAAACCCUUUGCUAUCUUCCACCGGGGAGGUGCUUUACUGGAUCGGAUCGUUUCUCGACAUACACGAGCAACAUAUUGCUGAAUUGAAAGCUGCGCAAGAGAGAGAGAAAUUCGCGACCGAUGCCAAAUAUCGAGCCUUCUCCAACUCCAUUCCCCAGAUUGUCUUCGAGGCUACAGAAUAUAGGGGCCUCAUCUUCGUCAAUGAGCAAUGGCACCUCUACACCGGUCAAAAGCUGGAGGAAGCGCUGAACUUCGGCUUCGCCAAGCACGUCCACACCGAUGAUUUAGAGAAAUGCGGCCUUCUUUCCCUAUACCUUUCUGAGCCGCAGAAGAUCGAGUCCACCGCCGAACCCGGCGAAAGUGCAGGGGAGGCCAUUCGUAAGGCUGUCUCGCAAGACAGUCAAUUUGGCCAGGGCGUUACACCUGCAUUGGAAGAACUUGUGAGGCGUGGAGUUGCCUCUGUGCAAAGAGAUGAGAAUGGACGUGUCUUUUACUCUACCGAAAUAAGGCUUCGCUCCAGGGGAGGGGAUUUCAGAUGGCAUCUGGUUCGUCUGGUUUGUGUCGAGACUAGCAGUUUUGGAAGCGGGGAAGGAGAAGCUUCAUGGUACGGCACAUGCACGGAUAUCAAUGACCGCAAGAACCUCGAACGCGAACUCAAUAAAGCCAUGCAGCAACUCAAUAACCAGAUGGAAUCGAAGACGAAGUUCUUCAGCAACAUGUCUCACGAAAUUCGGACUCCACUGAACGGCAUCCUUGGCACCAUCCCUUUCAUUCUCGACACCCAGCUCGACACUGAUCAGAGACGCAUGCUCGACACUAUUCAGAAUAGCUCAACCAACCUGCGAGAGCUGGUUGAUAACAUUCUGGACGUUUCCAGGGUGGAAGCCGGUAAAAUGACCAUGGUCAACUCAUGGUUCCAUGUACGGUCUGUGAUUGAGGAUGUCAUCGACACCGUCUCGUCUAGGGCGAUCGACAAAGGCCUUGAAAUCAACUAUCUGAUGGACGCAAAUGUGCCACCCAUGGUUAUAGGAGACAGGUUUCGUAUACGACAGGUCCUCAUCAACCUGGUCGGCAACGCAGUCAAGUUUACUGCUCAGGGUGAGAUUCAUAUAUGCUGCUCGAUCUAUGAUGGUAUCCCGUCCACUCCCAAGUCCACGGAGUUGUUGUUGAAUUUCGACGUUGUGGAUACCGGUAAAGGUUUCAGCGUCAGGGAUGCAGAGCGAUUGAUGCAGAGAUUCAGUCAACUGGGACAGAACGGCUCUCAGCAGCAUGCGGGUAGCGGUCUCGGGCUAUUUUUAUCGAAACAGCUUGUCGAAAUGCAUGGUGGCAAGUUGACGCCCACCAGUAAAGAAGGGCAAGGUGCCAAAUUUUCGUUUUAUGUCAAAGUCGACGCUCCUCCACCGCCAACUCCCGACGAGCCGCGGCUUGUCCGCCAAUCGUCCAGCACCUCUGAUGUCUUCCUCGAGCACCUCAAGCCGAAUCCGCUGCAGAAGAUGCUGUUCAGGAAGGACUCUAUGGAUAGCAGAGGACCCGACGUGGCCGAUUUCUCUACUCUUGAGACCCCUUUAACCCAAUCACAGAUAAGCUACGAGACCCCUGUACGCUUUCCUUCGAUCAACUUCUCCGAGAGGUCUUCAAUCUCCUCGGCCCUUCCCACCCCAGACCCCUACACGCUGGAUCCAUUAGCAAGGCUUGACAACUCCAAGUCGGCCCUCUCAAGCGGUGAUAUCUCGCAGCCAACGGCGCAAUCUUCCUCCUCACCCUCGCAAGAAUCAUUUGCCUCGACCAAGCCUACGGAGUACACCGGAUCGGACGCGCAGCCUUUACCCAGCUCCUACUCGAUUCUUAUUCUUUGUCCUCUGGACAACACCCGUCAAGCUAUCAAGCAACAUAUCGAGCAGGUGGUCCCCCUGGAAGUCCCCUUCUCUAUCACCUCCACCCCUGAUGUGGAAGAUUGGAGGGAUUCAGUCAGUGAUGUCACGAAGCUUACCCAUUUGGUCCUCAACUUGCCCAACGUGGAUGACGUUCUGGAUAUGAUGCAUUAUGUCUCCGAGUGCGAGCCGGAGGCCGCACCAAGUCUGGUCAUCAUCUCCGAUCUGUAUCAGAAGCGACAAAUCAAUGCUAGGAUCAAGGAAUUGGCAUCUAGCGGGAGACGCAUAUACACUGUUCCGAAGCCGGUGAAGCCGUCCGCUUUUUCCUCCAUAUUUGAUCCCGACAAUCGACGCGAUCUGAGCAAGGACAGGAACCAGGACAUGGCCCGGGAAAUCAACAACAAUUUCAAGACCAUGUCGAAAAUGGUGAAAGAGGUUAUCGGCAAUAAGGGCUACCGAGUGCUACUUGUUGAGGAUGAUGAUACGAACCGUAUGGUGAUGAUGAAAUACCUCGACAAAAUCAAGGUAAUGGCGGAGACAGCCACAAAUGGACAAGAGUGUACAGAGAUGGUGUUUUCCAAAGAACCAGGAUACUACUCUCUCAUCAUUUGCGACAUCCAAAUGCCCAUCAAGAACGGCUACGAGACGUGUCGUGACAUCCGUGCUUGGGAAUCAAAGAACCACUACCCACAAAUCCCGAUCAUGGCCCUUUCGGCCAACGCGAUGACAGAUCAGAUCGAGGAUGCCGCACGUGCUGGCUUCAACGACUAUGUCACCAAGCCCAUCAAACACAAUGAACUGGGGAAGAUGAUGAUGGGGCUCCUUGACCCUAAUCGGCCGUUGCUUCUUCUACGGGACCGCCUCAAGGCCGAGAAUGCGGAGAAGUUCCGCCCCGAGUAGAUGCUUUCGCCCGCGCGAACCGUCCUCGAUCGCACGUCGGCAAUUCCUCUUUUGUCUGUCAACUUUCUGCGCGUCUCCAACCUCCAGCAGCAGCAGUCAGAAAGUGCCACAAUGUACUG